AUGUUUGCUUAUAAAGGAAGGCUCGUUAGGGCUGCCUCUAUUCAGGUAAGACUUUUAAGCCGUCAUGUUUCCUCAUAUAACGCAGCAAUUGAAGCUGGAAAUAAGCUUGUGAAUCCAACGCCGAAGAAAACAGCUCAGCAUGAUCCAUUUGCACUUGUCUCAGAAGAGAUGAAGUCCUUGAUUAAGAGUAUAGGUGCUCUUAUUGGCUCGGGACAUCCAACACUUAAUAGAGUCGCAUCUUAUUAUUUUGAGUCCAGAGGCAAAAAUGUCAGACCGUUGAUCGUACUCUUGAUAUCCAAAUCUCUUGCAGAAAUUCCAAAAAGUGAGAGAACUAGAAUUACCGUCGAUACUCGAGACAUUAACGACCAAAAAGAAUAUAGGGGCAUUUCUAGCGCUAUGUCGUUUGCUGGAGCAGAUCCAGAGCACUCAAUUACACCAUUGAAAAUUCUAUAUGGCCUCAAUCCAAAUAUCAUUUUGAAUCCUCUUAGCAAAUCGUUCAGUCAGAGUGAAAAAAUUAAGAGCAUGGAUGCCGAAAAUGGUAUUCUCCCCAGACAACGGAGACUGGCCGAAAUAACGGAGAUCAUUCACACAUCUUCCUUGCUACAUGAUGAUGUUAUUGAUAUUGCCGACUCUAGAAGAGGACGGCCAAGUGCAAAUAUUGCAUUCACCAACAAGAUGUCCAUUUUGGCCGGUGACUUCUUGCUUGCGAGAGCAUCUGUUGCACUUUCACGUUUGAGAAAUAACGAGGUUACAGAAUUAAUGUCCACGGCAAUUGCUAAUUUGGUCGAAGGUGAAUUCAUGCAGUUAAAGAAUACCGUAUUUCAGCCAAACGUGGAUCAGAUCACCAAUGACGGGGAAAGCAAGCAAAUUCCAGCCCCAACUGGUCGUGUUCCGCUGAAAGUUCCUGAGUAUUCAUUGAAGCAGCCCCAGGUUACGUUUUCUCAUGAUGAAAACGUGAAAGCCGCCUUUGAAUAUUACAUUCAUAAGACAUAUCUUAAAACGGCAUCAUUGAUGUCAAAAUCUGCUCGUUCAGCGGCAGUUUUGUCCGGGUGUAACGAUGAAAUGAUAGAUCAUUGUUAUAACUUUGGUAGAAAUUUGGGACUAUGCUUCCAGAUUGUUGAUGACAUGCUUGAUUAUACGACAAAUGAGGAUGUAUUAGGUAAACCCGCUGGAGCUGAUCUCAAGUUGGGAUUGGCUACUGCUCCUGUCCUCUAUGCAUGGCAGAUGAAACCCGAAAUAGGACCUUUAAUUGCCCGUAAGUUCAAUUCUCCUGGAGAUGUAGAGCUUGCAAGAUCUGCUGUUGUUGAAUCAGACGGUGUUCAAAAGACAAGGAAGUUGGCGGAAAAGUUUAGAGAUGCAGCCUUAGCUCACUUGAGGUGUUUACCUGAAUCAGAUGCAAGAAGUGCUUUGGAAUUUUUAACCAACUCUGUUGUUACUAGAAAGAAAUAA
Molecule: messenger RNA, 1449 nt
Organism: Brettanomyces bruxellensis
Lineage: Eukaryota; Fungi; Ascomycota; Pichiomycetes; Pichiales; Pichiaceae
Exons: 1
Coding region: 1-1449 (482 amino acids)
Biological process (GO): ubiquinone biosynthetic process; isoprenoid biosynthetic process
Cellular component (GO): transferase complex
Molecular function (GO): prenyltransferase activity
Source: RefSeq, a predicted model, not a curated record